This is a messenger RNA of Coregonus sp. 'balchen', 3524 nucleotides long. The record is from the annotation of a GenBank genome assembly. NCBI's taxonomy places the organism in Eukaryota, Metazoa, Chordata, Actinopteri, Salmoniformes, Salmonidae.
AUGGGUGAUAGGGUCAGUCUGCUAGGGACUGAUAAACUCAGUGCACAGCGGCAGUCCGUCCGACAACGCUGAAUGCAAUCACUCAGAAUGAGCCAGGCAUCGCUGGGUCUGAGUGUUGGACCUAAUCUGUCUCCAUAGCAACUGUCCAGGUACGUCUGACUGUGACUGCAGUCGGUCAGCCAGCUGGGAGAGUUGAAGGGAGACAGCGUCAGCGUGGUAACACAGUGCCGUUACAGAGGGAGAGCCCUGAUGAGUUAUCUUGGUGAUUAUCACAUAAAGAUAAUGGUGUUAAUUGCCUCUCACAGGGCAUGUAUAUGGAGAUUGGCAGAGCUGUGAGAACACCACUGAGCUGCCAGAGAGAAGAGCCACCAGGGCUGAGAGUGGCAGGACAGGACAAUACUGUAAGAUGGAGGGGAAAGUAACCUCUCUGUCUCCUCCUGUUCUUGGAAGUUGUGGAAUUUCUACAGAUGGAUUGUGUAUCAGGUAUGGGCUGAAGGUAAUGGUGGAUUGGACAGUACCAUCUGCCCCAACAUCAGUCAUUUUAGGUGUAUUAUGGUUUGAAUUUUGGAAUUAUAAAAAAAAUACAUUAUUUUCUAGCUCAUCUUGUUCUGUCAAUGGUUAAGAAAUCCACUCACCUUUAGGCUACAACCUGUCUCUUUUCAUCCUAGGAAGGUUACUUUUUGUAGAUUGACAAUACAGACAGAUCUAUGUCUGCUGGUGAAGUUUAAACACAAUAAUUAACAUGAAAACCUUUUCCAGCCUGAAGCUGCAUCUGAAGCUGAAAUGCAUGAAAUAUUGAACAAUUAAUAUUUCAGAAUUACCCAGAAAUGUCUGUUGUGCUGAGUGAUGAGAUUGCUUAAUUAGCAGGUCCCAUUCAGAUUCUCUGACCAUCUAUUUGAAACCCAUGUCUCCUGAUCCUAUCAUCCUAACACCAGCGCUCUUCUUCUGUGGUGGCAGAAUGGUGGGUGUGCGGUCCUCGACAUAUCGUCCCUAUUAUAGAUGUGAAUGUUCCUCACAGCCCUGUGAUAUACAGCUCCAUUUGCUAGCGAUGUCUGAUGUUUCAGGGGGAACAUGUCUUAUUAAAGCAAUAAAAAUGACUCCAAUAAUGUUUAAUGAGCUCCCCAACUGGAGAAAAAAAGGCAAUUUGGCUUUUUAAAGAUAUAUUACCUUAUCUGUCUUUGUCUGUCGGAUAAAGCCGCAUUUUGAAGUCUCUAAUGUUCUCUUUUUUGUGCCUUUGAAAAUAUUAAAAUGAACGUAAGUAUUGAUUGGAACUAGAGGCUGCAAAAGAGAGACACUCUAUCAUCUUCUCUGCAGGAAGUGGGAGGAUAAACUUUUUAAUGACGUACAGUAAGUUUUUCCGAUAAGAAGAAAAUACGUUUCAUGUAUUGUACAGCUCUUAGCUACAGUAAAUCUAAAAAAAGAUUUGCAUGAAGCCAAUAUAGGUUGAAAUCUUGUUAAAAAAAAAAAAAAAAAAAAAAAUCUGGUGUCAUAAAGGUGUGUCUGUUGACCUUGUUGGUCUCGUUUUACUGAUAACUGUCAUCAGUGAUAUGUUUGUACCAAGUUAAUGUGCUUACAAAACCCCAUGUCUCCUCAAAUAUAGUUCAUGUUUGGAAUGCCAGUGCCAGUGGAUUUGUAACAAUAGAUUUUACCUGAGGAUUAUUUGGUUGAAUCUCAAGUAUUAUAGGAUUACAAGGGAUUAUGUGUUGAACUAGAUUAUGAGUUCAAAUGUUAAAACUGAUACGGUACUUGACCUGAGACACUCUGAUUGGGAUCUGUAAUCAAAAUAAGCGAAGCAUGUUGUGAUGCGUCAUUUUUCUUUACAUAACAUUGUUUAUUUUUAGUUGCCAGACAACUACUGAAGGCCAUUCUUCCUGUGGAGUUAUUUACAACAUGGACCUCUGUCUAUACUGUCCCUAUGCACAACAUGGUCUGACGGGAACAUUUAUCAACACAAUAAAUUGAGGCUUGCAAAUACACCCUUCAGAACCCGUUAUGAACUAUGGCAAAAUGUAACUGAAUUCACUUAAAUCUGAGCGUCCAUCAGUUUCUGACCAGUUUUUUUUUCUACGUUAUCUUGCAGCUUGGUGAGGAAACCUUCAACAGAGCCAAGCUCCUGAACGUGGGCUACACUGAGGCCCUGAAGGAUGCAGAGUAUGACUGCUUCAUCUUCAGCGAUGUGGACCUCAUCCCUAUGGACGACCGUAACCUCUACCACUGUUACGACCAACCACGACACUUUGCCAUCGCUAUGGACAAGUUUGGCUUCAGGUAGAUCAAUUGUAUUAUGUACUCUCACUCUCAUGUACAGUGCCUUCGGAAAGUAUUCAGACCCCUUGACUUUUUCCACAUUUUGUUAUGUUACAGCUGUAUUCAAAAAUUUAUUUUUCAUCAUCAAUUAAUGACAAAGCAAAAACUGGUUAUUAGACAUUUUUGCAAAUGUAUUACAAAUAAAAAACGGAAAUAUCACAUUUACAUAAGUAUUCAGACCCUUUACUCAGUACUUUGUUGAAGCACCUUUGCCAGCGAUUACAGCAUCGAGUCUUCUUGGGUAUGACGCUACAAGCUUGGCACACCUGUACUUGGGGAGUUUCUCCCAUUCUUCUCUGCAGGUCUGCUCUGUCAGGUUUUACUGAGAAGUGGCUUCCAUCUGGCGACUCUACCAUAAAGGCCUGAUUGGUGGAGUGCUGCAGAGAUGGUUGUCCUUCUGGAAGGUUCUCCCAUCUCCACAGAGGAACUCUGGAGCUCUGUCAGAGUGACCAUCGGGUUCUUGGUCACCUCCCUGACCAAGGCCCUUCUCCCCCGAUUGCUCAGUUUGGAACCACCAACUUUCAAAUUUCUUGAAAUUUUGUGUAUUGACUGACCUUCAUGUCUUAAAGCAAUGAUGGACUGUCGUUUCUCUUUGCUUAUUUGAGCUGUUCUUGCCAUAAUAUGGACUUGGUCUUUUACCAAAUAGGGCUAUCUUCUGUAUACCCCCCAUACAUUGUCACAACACAACUGAUUGGCUCAAACGCAUUAAUAAGGAAAGAAAUUCCACAAAUUAAUUUUUAAGAAGGCACACCUGUUAAUUGAAAUGCAUUCCAGGUGAUUACCUCAUGAAGUUGGUUGAGAGAAUGCCAAGAGUGUGCAAAGUUGUUAUCAAGGCAAAGGGUGGCUACUUUGAAGAAUCUCAAUGAUAAAAUAUAUUGGUUACUACAUGUGUUAUUUCAUAGUUUUGAUGUUGUCACUAUUAUUCUACAAUGUAGAAAAUAGUUUAAAAAAAGAAAAACCCUGGAAUGAGUAGGUGUGUCCAAACUUGGGACAGGUACUAUAUAUAUAUAAUUUUUAAAUGCCAGGAUCUGGAGUGAAAGUCAAAUCUGACAACUGCCUCAAUGCUUUGACAGUUAUUUUCCUCUUGCAGGCUUCCUUACGCGGGGUACUUUGGCGGGGUUUCUGGGCUGAGCAAAAAACAGUUUCUCAAGAUCAAUGGCUUCCCCAACGAGUACUGGGGCUGGGGAGGAGAGGAUGACGAUAUCUAUAACAGGUAA